Theobroma cacao (cacao) is the source of this 1874-nucleotide messenger RNA. RefSeq names its product alpha/beta-Hydrolases superfamily protein. The record is from RefSeq and is a predicted model, not a curated record. NCBI's taxonomy places the organism in Eukaryota, Viridiplantae, Streptophyta, Magnoliopsida, Malvales, Malvaceae.
AAGCAAAGCCACCCGAUUCCGCUGGACCAGCGUCCAGGUUCAACGCUCAGCGAGAAGGGAGAGGCCGUGUGAGUGAGUUGCAUGUUGGCAUCGUGGACUAACACCCACCACUGGCAAACCUCAGAUAUAAUCUGAGGCUCCUCUUUGCUUUCUGAACCGCUCCUGACUCCACGCAGCCUGUCAGUGUCAGACACACAAACACACUCUCUCUUUCUCUCGCCUCAAUGCUAAUGGCAACCGGCUCCAACUCUCUUACUACUCUGCCCUUGUCAAGACUAGAAUUUCCUCUUGCACUGUUCUCUGCUCGACGAACCAAGCUUUCCGCGUCGCCCCUCCCUUCAAUUUCCAAUCUUUCACGCUUCAGGCCAAAUGGGUUCAUUGUAUGCUCCCUUUCAAGUGAUCAUUCCACCACAGGUGAUCAAAUUCUGGACAAGAGCAGCCCCAAGCCUCACGUUCAAAGCUGUACAUGGAAUUGGAGGGGCUACUCAAUCCGCUAUCAAUGUUCUGGGAGCUGCGGUCCUGCCUUGGUUUUAGUACAUGGUUUUGGAGCAAACAGUAGUCAUUGGAGGAAAAAUAUUCCAGUUCUUGCAAAAUCACAUAGGGUGUAUGCAAUUGAUCUUAUUGGUUAUGGAUACUCAGACAAACCAAAUCCUCGUGAGGUUGGGGACUCAUUCUAUACAUUUGAGACCUGGGCUUCCCAACUGAAUGAUUUUUGUAGCAGUGUGGUUAAAGACAAAGCAUUCUUUAUAUGCAAUUCUAUUGGAGAUACUGGGCUAAAUGCAUUUUCCAAUGAGGCUGCUGAGCAUCCAUGGCAGUGCCUUCCUUCUGCCCCGAUGGCAAAAAAGAUGAUUCCCCCAAUUAAAGGACUGGUUGGUCUUCAAGCAGCAGUCACAAAGCCACAGAUCUGUAGGGGUAUACUCCUAUUAAAUAUAUCUCUGCGCAUGCUUCAUAUUACAAAGCAGCCAUGGUUUGGAAGACCUUUCAUCACAUCAUUUCAGAGUUUGCUGAGGAAUACUGCAGUGGGCAAACUUUUCUUCAGAUCCGUUGCCACACCGGAAUCUGUUAGAAGCAUUCUUUGCCAGUGUUACCAUGACACCUCUCAAGUUACUGAAGAACUAGUUCAGAGUAUCCUGCAUCCAGGACUAGAGCCUGGAGCUGUUGAUGUUUUUCUUGAGUUCAUAUGCUACUCAGGUGGUCCCCUCCCUGAGGAAUUACUGCCACGGGUGAAGUGCCCUGUUUUGAUAGCAUGGGGUGAUAAGGAUCCUUGGGAAAGAAUCGAGCUUGGAAGAGCCUAUGGGAAUUUUGAUUCCGUAGAAGACUUUAUCAUCCUUCCUGAUGUUGGCCACUGCCCUCAGGAUGAAGCUCCACAUCUUGUGAAUCCACUUGUUGAGUCAUUUGUGGCACGCCAUUAUAAAUCUCCAGCUAGUGCUUCAACAACCAUUUAAAUCCAUGGUGGAGCUUUUGUUGCUACUCCUAUAUCCAUCAUUGGCAUUCAUGAUAUUCCUUUGCAAAAGCAUUUUCUGGAGGCUGAAUGCUGAGAUUUGCAACGAUUGUUAAUUGAAUGUCACCUUGUCAAUUCUUGCCACCGGUGUUCUUCCACAACUCAUAAGCAAUUAACAAUGUUAUAUAGCAGGAAGCCUAUAUAUUCCUUAGCUCAGAAAGGGGAUUUUGUUUUCUUUUAUUGCGUUAAUGUUUGAUGAUAUUUGACUGCUUUUGCAAGUGCUGAAAAGACCAAUUUAUCUACAUAGGCAAAGCAUGAAUCUGAAGAAACCGUGGCCCUGCAAUAUUUCAAUGUGUUCAAAUGGUGUCGGACAGUAUGUAUUUCGAAGAGCUACACUACUUUGAUAGAGAAUCUUAUGUGCUUGAAUGUGUGA